Messenger RNA from Cetraspora pellucida, 1353 nucleotides. Lineage: Eukaryota; Fungi; Glomeromycota; Glomeromycetes; Diversisporales; Gigasporaceae. The record is from the annotation of a GenBank genome assembly.
AUGUUUCCUUGGUUAAUCAGCGCUUCCGUAUUAUGCCUUAUCGCUCCAAAUAAUAAUGUAGUAAGUACAUUAGGAAGUGGUUAUAGGGGUGCUGGAAUUCUUAAUUUCUCCUUUGAUUGGAAUGCUAUUGGCCAAGUUGGACCUUUAGUUACUCCAUGGUGGGCUCAAGUAAAUGGUUACUUUGGUAUGAUUUUAGUAGCGUGGACAAGCGUCAUUGAUCCAAUAACUGGUGCACUCAAUGUUACUGCAUACGAAAAUUAUAGUUCUGUGUAUAGUACUAGUAUGCUUGCUACUUGCUAUGGCUUUAAUUUCAUGCAAAUUCCCGCUACAAUUAGUCAUGUGAUACUAUUUCACGGGAAGGAAAUUUGGAAUCGAUACAAGAAAACUCGUGAAGAGGAGGAAACUGAAAUCCACUGCAAAAUGAUGGAUGUUUAUCCAGAAGUGCCACAUUAUUGGUAUGGUUCCAUUUUCUUUAUCAUGUUAGUAAUCGCAAUUACCCUCGGCUAUACAACCGGCGCGAAUUUACCUUGGUGGUGUGUAUUGUUGGCUGUUGCUAUUCCUGUGCUUAUAGUACUCCCAAUUGGCAUUAUUCAAGCAACCUCAAAUAUGCAAAUUGGUCUAAAUAUUAUAGCUGAAUUAAUUUGCGGUUUUCUUUUACCUGGUUAUCCUAUUGCAAACGUAUAUUUUAAAACUUAUGGAACUGUGGUUUUAUCUCAAUGUCAUUAUAUGAAAAUUCCUCCAAGAAGCAUGUUCAUAUCACAAAUAUGGGGUACAGUUGUUGGCGUAGUCGUAAACUAUUGGACGUUGAAUAUUAUAAUUAAUGCGAAAAGACCUUACAUUGAUGGUACAGAAGUUGAUCCAACUGGUCAAUGGGCUGGCUUUAAUACAAAAAUGUUUGAUACUGCAUCUAUUAUGGGGAUUGAUUGGACCGGCAAGGACUUUCGGCCCGGUUCAAUUUAUAGUAUACUUCUUUGGGGCUUCCUAAUUGGUGGCUUUUUGCCAAUACCAUUUUAUUUGCUUCAUUUAAAAUUUCCCAAGGCAAAAUUUAAUCUUGUGAAUAUGCCUCUAAUAAUACUUUGUCUAUCUAGUUUUGCCGCAUCUUAUUCAAAUUUUUUAAUCACUGGCUUCAUCGCUAGCUUUAUAAGUCAAUUUUAUUUACUUCGCUAUAAAAAAGAGUGGUGGAUGAAGUAUAAUUACAUAAUGUCUGCAGCAUUUGAUAGUGGUGCACAGAUUAUGGCAAUAGUAUCUUUUAUUUGUCUUUCUGGUAUUGUGCGGGUACAAUUUCCAAUUUGGUGGGGUAACGAUCCGACGACUCAAAGUGAACAUUGCUUUUCCGUAGAUGGAUCAAAUUAA